This is a messenger RNA of Podarcis raffonei (Aeolian wall lizard), 5576 nucleotides long. RefSeq names its product zinc finger protein 91-like. Gene Ontology annotation, molecular function: DNA-binding transcription factor activity, RNA polymerase II-specific; RNA polymerase II cis-regulatory region sequence-specific DNA binding. Lineage: Eukaryota; Metazoa; Chordata; Lepidosauria; Squamata; Lacertidae. The transcript is spliced from 4 exons. The record is from RefSeq and is a predicted model, not a curated record. The coding region runs from base 12 to 2951 and encodes 979 amino acids. Gene Ontology annotation, biological process: regulation of transcription by RNA polymerase II.
CAGGCAGCGCAAUGGCCUCAGAGGCACUGUUUGUACAGUCUCUUCUCAGAGGUGGCGAGGAAAGAGGAGCCAUGCAGCUUCCUCAGGCCCUCUUGACCUUUGAGGAGGUGGCUGUGUUUUUCACGGAGGAGGAGUGGGCUCUGCUGGAUCCAGGCCAAAGAGCUCUGCACAAGGAAGUCAUGGAGGAGAAUUAUGAGAUGGUGACCUCUCUAGAAUUAGAUCUCCGUUCCUGUUGGGAAGAAGGACACAGUCCAUUUCUCCAGGAUCUCAAAGAAGGGGAGACCUCAGCAGGUAACGGGCAAAAAAGGGAGAAAAAUGGGGAGCCAUCCAUGGUGUCAUCAGAAAAUGUAGAGCAAGAAGCAUGGAAAGAGACUUUUGUAGAUCAAGGAGCACCCCAAAAGCAUGAAGGAAACAUGUUGAAGAGUGGGGGAAUUAAAUCCUCGGCUACUGAGGACAUCAGUGUCCAUGUACCCCUGAGUUCACAGGAAGAUCACACAGGAAACACUGGGAAAGCAUGUCCAGAACGCAGCAAACUAUAUAGUCACCCAACUCAAUUUAAUGUACGUUACAACAUCCACGCAGAAGAGAAACCACUGAAAUGUUUGAAGUGUGGAAAGAGCUUCAGUCAUAGUAAAACUCUUACUCAACAUCAAAGAACUCACACAGGGGAGAAACCGUUCAAAUGCCUAGAGUGUGGAAAGAGCUUCAGUCGCAGUGGAACUCUAACUCAGCAUCAAACAACGCAUACAGGGGAGAAGCCAUUUAAAUGCAGUGAGUGUGGAAAGAACUUCAGUGGCAUUAGUAACCUUACUAAGCAUCUAAAAACCCACACAGGGAAGAAGCCAUAUAAAUGCAAGGAGUGUGGAAAGAGCUUCACUCAUAGGAACACCCUUACUUUACAUCAGAGAACCCACACAGGGGAGAAACCGUUCAACUGCAUGGAGUGUGGAAAGAACUUCACUCAUAAGAAUACCCUUACUUUACAUCAAAGAACCCACACGGGGGAGAAACCGUUUAAAUGUAUAGUGUGCGGAAAGAGUUUCAGACAUGGUGGAAGCCUUAAGUUACAUUACACAACUCACACAGUGGAGAAACCAUUUAAAUGCAAGGAAUGUGGAAAGUGCUUUAGUUGGAGAGGUUACCUUUAUUCACAUCGAAGAACCCAUACAGGAGAGAAACCUUACACAUGUAUCGAGUGUGGAAAGAGCUUUACCCAGAGUGGAAACCUUACUGCACAUCAAAGAAUCCAUACAGGGGAGAAACCAUUUAAAUGUAUGGAGUGUGGAAAGAGCUUUUGUGGGAAAGGUGACCUUACUCAGCAUCAAAGAACGCACACCGGGGAGAAACCAUUUAAAUGUAUGGAGUGUGGAAAGUGUUUCAGUAGCAGUGGGUAUCUUAAUGUACAUCAAAGUACACACACAGGGAACAAACCAUAUGCGUGCAUAGAGUGUGGAAAGAGUUUCAGCACAAGUGGAAACCUUAGAUUCCAUCAACAAACCCACACAGGGGAGAAACCAUUUAAAUGCAUGCAGUGUGGAAAGGGUUUCAGUCAGAGCGGAAAACUUAUUGCACAUCAAAUCACCCACACAGCGGAGAAACCAUUUAAAUGUAUGGAGUGUGGAAAGAGCUUUUGCCAGAAAGGAAGCCUUAUCGCACAUCAAAGAACCCAUACUGGGGAGAAGCCAUUUAAAUGUAUGGAAUGUGGAAAGGGAUUUAGCCAGAAGGGAAGACUUACUGCACAUCAAAUAACCCACACAGGGGAGAAACCAUUUAAAUGUAUGGAGUGUGGAAAGAGUUUUAGUCAGAGUGGAAACCUUGCUUCACAUCAGAGAACCCAUACAGGAGCAAAACCUCACAGAUGUAUGGUGUGUGGAAAGAGUUUUGGUUCAAGGCAUAACCUUACUGUGCAUGACAGAAUCCAUACCAGUGAGAAACUACUGAAAUGUAUGGAGUGUGGAAUGACCUUUAGCCAGAGCAGAAGCCUUAUUGCACAUCAAAGAACCCACAUGGGGGAGAAACCAUUUAAAUGUAUGGAGUGUGGAAAGAGCUUCAGUCGCAAUUACUAUCUUACUUUGCAUCAAAGAACCCAUAGAGGAGAGACACCAUAUAAAUGCAUGGAGUGUGGAAAGAGCUUCUGUGACAGGGGGAGCCUGAAAUCACAUCAAAGAAUCCACACUGGGGAGAAGCCAUUUAAAUGCAUGGCAUGUGGCAAGAAGUUCCCUAGGAGUAGUGCCCUUACUGUGCAUCAAAGAAUCCACACAGGGGAGAAACCAUUUCAAUGCAGAGAGUGUGGAAAGAGCUUCCGUAGGACUAGUGACCUUACGGUGCAUCAAAGAACCCAUACAGGGGAGACACCCUACAAAUGCAUGGAGUGUGGAAAGAACUUCUGUGAUAGGGGAAGCCUCAAAUCACAUCAAAGAAUCCACACAGGGGAGAAACCGUUUAAAUGCAUGGAGUGUGGGAAGAACUUUCGUAGGACUUGUGACCUUACUGUGCAUCGAAGAAUGCACACAGGGGAGAAACCCUUUAAAUGCAUGGAGUGUGGAAAGAGCUUCAGUCAGGGAAAUAGACUUACUUUACAUCAAAGAAUCCACACGGGAGAAAAACCCUUUAAAUGCAUGGAAUGUGGAAAGAACUUCAGUCAGAGAAGUAAACUCACUUUACAUCAAAGAAUCCACACAGGGGACAAACCAUUUAAGUGCAUGGAGUGUGGAAAAUGCUUCACUCAGAGGAGUAAACUUACUUUACAUCAGAAAAUCCACACAGGAGAAAAACCAUUUUCAUGUAAGGAGUGUGGGAAAUGCUUCAGUCAGAAGAGUAAUCUUACUUUGCAUCAAAGAACCCACAGUGGGGAAAAACCAUUUAAAUGUAUGGAGUGUGGAAAGUGCUUCAGUCAGAGGAGUAAUCUUACUUUACAUCAAAGAACCCACACAGUGGAGAAUUUGCAUUAAUGUAUGGAGUAUUGAAAGAGGUUCAGUUGUUCUUACCCUCUUAUUUUACAUCAAAUAAUCCACACUGGGGAGCCACAUUUACACAUGGAGUGUGGAAAGAACUUCAGCUGGGAGAGGUGACCUUACUAAGCAUCAAAGAACCCACACAGGAUAGAAGCCAUUUAAAUGCAUGGCAUGUGGAAAGAACCUCUCUAAGCCUCAGAUCCCAUCGACCAAUCCAACCGGGGAGAAACUCUUUAAAUGUAUGGCACAUCAAAAGAGUUUCAGACAUAGUGGAAGCCUUAACUUCUAUCCAAAACCCAUGCUGGGGAGAAAUUCAUGAGUGUGGAAGGAACCAUGAUAUGGGAAGUCUCAAAUCACACCACAAAACCCACGCCAUGGAGAAACCCUCUAAGUGAAUGGAAUAGGAAAAUAGCUGCAAUGGGAGCAGGAAACCUUACUGUACAUGGAAGAACCAAGGGAGGCAUGAAACUAGUGUAGAAAGAAGAACUUUGGGGCACCCGGACAUGUAUUGCCUAGAUUCUCCUUCAUCAGAUGCUGCGUAGAGAGUAUGCUUUGGCCCAGCCGUGCCGCCAUGCCCAUAGUGGGAUGGAAGGCUGACAAUGGACGUGUCCAUUGGCUCUGGCCCACCAGAGGCUACCCUGAAAAAGCUCUCAGAUCAUCGUGAGUUGCCCAAAGAAAAAAUGAGGUUUUUCUUGGGCAAUGAAUUAGUUGUUAUAAGUAAUGUUUUUAUUUUCUCCUUUAUUUUUUCAUUUCAUUUUUCAUUCUAUUGUUUUACAGAUAUUUUAACAAAAAAAUUACAUAAUCAAUUUAAAACACCAAAUCUUAAUAUCGACCCUCUCCCCUCCCUUUCUGCAGAUACUUAUGUUAUUUCUUUUACUACUGCAUAUCCAAUUCAAACCUUUUUACAAACUUUUUCUUUUAUAUUCUAUUUAACUUUCUCUCACUGCACAUUUUCAUAUCAGUCCUGGCAAUGAUUUUAAGUUGUUUACAAUGAUCCUUCAGAUAUACCAUAAAUUCUAUACUAUAGCAUCUUCUUUUUUGAUUUCUUAUUCUUCCAGUAAGUUCCUGCAUACUCCAUCAUUUUUUGUUGCCAAUCCUCUGUGGUCGGAACUGCUUCUUCUUUCCAUCUCUGGGCAUAUAUCAUUUGAGCAGCCGUAGUAGCAUACAUAAACAAUUUUUUCUGUCCUUUGGGUACCACUAAACCAGUUAUUCCUAACAGAAAAGCUUCUGGGGUUUUUUUAAACGGGUGCAGAAUGCUGCAGCGAGGCUCCUCACAGGGUCUCUUGCAUGGGAGCAUAUUCACCCAGUGCUUUUCCAGCUGCACUGGCUUCGGGUGGAGUACAGGGUCAGAUUUAAGGUGCUGGUUUUGACCUUUAAAGCCUAGGACCCUCGUACCUACGGGACCGCCUCUCCUGGUAUGCCUCACGGAGAGCCUCAAAGUCGAUAAAUAGCAAUACCCUAGAGGUCCUGGGCCCUAAGGAAGUUAGAUUAGCCUCAACCAGAGCCAGGGCCUUCUCAACACUGGCUCCGGCCUGGUGGAACGCUCUGUCUCAUGAGACCAGGGCCCUGCGGGAUCUGAUUUCUUUCCUCAGGGCCUGUAAGACAGAGUUGUUCCACCUGGCCUUUGGCUUAGAAUCAGUUUGAUUCCCUCCCUCUCUUUCUUUUCUCUUUCUCCUCCUGUGAAGAGGCUGCAUCCUAAUGUUAUAAUAUUGUAUUUUAAUUUUUUUAAAAAAUUGUAUUUUAAUCAACUUGUUUUUAUUAUUGGUCGUUAGCCACCCUGAGCCCGGUAUUGCCUGGGGAGGGUGGGGUCUAAAUAAAAAUUAUUAUUAUUAUUAUUAUUAUUAUUAUUAUUAUUAUUAUUAUUAUUAAACAAAAGUUAUAUUUGACAGUUUUUCCAGCUCAUUAUAAAUCAUUUCCCUUUAUUCCGAAGUGUGGUUCAGACUUCAGUAUUUUAUUAAUUUUGUAUCUUGCCUUUUCCUUAAUGUUUAUCCUUGAUGAGAGCCAGUGUGGUGUAGUGGUUAAGAGCGGUAGUCUCCUAAUCUGGUGAACCAGGUUCGCGUCUCCGCUCCUCCACAUGCAGCUGCUGGGUGACCUUGGGCCAGUCACACUUCUCUGAAGUCUCUCAGCCCCACUCACCUCACAAGAGUGUUUGUUGUGGGGGAGGAAGGGAAAGGAGAAUGUUAGCUGCUUUGAGACUCCUUCGGGUAGUGAUAAAGCGGGAUAUCAAAUCCAAACUCUUCUUCUACUCUUCUUCCUGGACACCAGUUUGACCUUGGGUCUAACCUUGCUCCAAGACCAGAGGAGCUUGUUCCCUGGGAUUAACAUCUCUGUUGGCAGCUUCUGUUAAAUAAGAUGUCGCUCUGGGAAUAUAGAAGCAUUAGAUUACAGGAGGGGUGGAAUUUAGCUGGGCGAAUGCAUGUACUUAGCUAUGGUAAAAUUCAUAGUUAAUUUUAAUCCCCGGAGCUACAUUUUGCUUGCAGGUAAUGCCCACUUUACAAGAUGCUUUCAUAGAUUUAGUUUCACAACUUCUUUCUCCCAUUUAAUCAGUCCGUUGUAUAGUGUUAUUUUUAAAAGAAUGGUAGAUUAUUGCACCUUAAAUAAAAUGAAUUGCAUUCACUUUUA